AUGUCUUUGAACGCCCAAUAUUUAGCAUACCUUGCGAAGUAUCCCCUUUUGACCAAAUCAGUCACUGCAGCAGCCCUCUCUGGACUCAAUGAGACUCUUGCCUCCACUUUAGCAAAAGAUAUCAAGACUGUCAAGAUUGCUGGAAUCAAAGUGAAGCAUGUACUUUCUCCCAAAAUCGUCACCAUGAUGAUUUAUGGUGCAUUUAUUGUCACUCCUACCUCUCAUUAUCUUUAUGGGGUGUUGAACAGAAUCUUCAAGGGACCAAAUUUAACUCUCCCAAUGAAAAUAGCACAGAUUAUUACAUCUUUGUGUACUAUCACACCAACAUUACUGGCGCUUUUCACAUCUUGGAUAUCAUUGAUCAAUAAUUAUUCUCUUCCAUCUCAUAAACAAUUACAAAACUUACACCUUUCUGAUAUCAAGGAAGAACUCGGUAAGAUGGCUCAGAUCAUUUCCAUUGGAUUACAAAGAAACUACUUUGGAAUCUUAAAAUCAUCUGUGGUAACCUCAAUUUGUACCUUGACAAUUGCUCAGAAUUUCAUUAAACCAGAAUUAUGGGUGGUUUUCUUCAAUGUAGUAUAUUUUGUAUUAGGAACCAUUCAAAAUACAAAGAUUAAAUUAAGUGAAAAGAAGAUUGAGAAGAAGGAUGAAAAUAAGGAUGAGAAGAAAGAUGAGUAG
Messenger RNA from [Candida] anglica, 678 nucleotides. The record is from the annotation of a GenBank genome assembly. Lineage: Eukaryota; Fungi; Ascomycota; Pichiomycetes; Serinales; Debaryomycetaceae.